Malus domestica (apple) is the source of this 1924-nucleotide messenger RNA. RefSeq names its product beta-amyrin 16-alpha-hydroxylase CYP87D16-like. The record is from RefSeq and is a predicted model, not a curated record. Gene Ontology annotation, biological process: sterol metabolic process; brassinosteroid homeostasis; brassinosteroid biosynthetic process. NCBI's taxonomy places the organism in Eukaryota, Viridiplantae, Streptophyta, Magnoliopsida, Rosales, Rosaceae. Gene Ontology annotation, molecular function: monooxygenase activity; heme binding; iron ion binding.
UCAAUUCCCACUACGAAUUCACCAAAAAUCCCUUCUCCAACUUUCAUCACCCUCCGGCUCAUAAACCAAAACCCCUUCUCUUCCAAAAGUAAGGUGUUCAGGAAUAUUUGGGAAUAAUGUGGGUGGCGGUGUUGAUGGUUUCGUUUCUUGUGAUAUAUUGCACUCAAUGGUUUUACAGAUGGAGGACUCCAGGAGCCAAGGGCAAUGGAGUUCUUCCUCCUGGUUCCAUGGGCCUCCCUUUCCUUGGAGAAACCCUUUCUUUGCUCAUUCCUAGCUACUCCCUCGACCUCCACCCCUUCGUCAGGAAAAGAAUUCAAAGAUAUGGACCGAUAUUUCGAACAAGUUUUAUCGGGCGGCGUGUUGUUGUCUCGGCAGAUCCCGAAAUCAACAGUUACCUCUUCUCACAAGAAGGGAAGUUAGUUGAACUGUGGUACCUGGACACAUUCAACAAGCUCUUAUCAUUAGAAGGCGAAAAUCGGAUAACUGGACCUGGCCUAAUUCACAAGUAUAUGAGAAGCAGUCUUCGGAAUCACUUGUCUCCGGAGGCCCUCAAGGAAAAGCUUCCUCAGCUAGUAGCAUGGAUCGACAAAACCCUACUCCACUGGUGUACCAAGCCUUCUGUUGAAAUCAAGCAUGCUGUUUCCGCUAUGGUUCUUGAAUUUACUGCAAGAUUUUUGUGCGGUUAUGAUGUUGAUAAAGCGCCUGUCGAUAUAAGCGAAAAAAUUGCUACACUCACCAAGGGUCUUACCUCAUUGCCCUUGAACAUCCCUGGUACUGCAUUCCACAAAUGCUUAAAGGACCAAGAGAAAGUAAUUACGAUGAUUACGAACAUGCUAAAGGAGAGGCGUGCUAAGGAGGCAGAAGAAGAGAAAGAGGAAGAUUUCCUUGAUCAAGCGAUUAAAGACUUAAGAACGGAGAACUACUUAACCGAGGACUUCAUUGUGCGUCUGCUGUACGGGUUCUUAUUUGCUAGCUUUGAGUCCAUUGGGACUGUAAUGUGCCUCGGUUUCAAACUACUAGCUGAGCAUCCUGAAGUAAUGGAGGAACUAGCUGCUGAGCAUGAGGCAAUUCUCAAAAACCGAGCGGAUUCAGAUUCUUCACUCACCUGGGAAGAUUACAAAUCUCUGACUUUCACUCCUCAUGUGGUGAGUGAAAUUCUGAGAUUGACCAAUAAUCCUCCGGGACUCCUACGAAGAGCAAUCAAGGAUAUCGAAAUAAAGGGAUAUACAAUCCCAGCCGACUGGACGAUCAUGGUGGUUAAUUCUACUCUACAUCUGGACCCUGUCAUGUACAAAGAUCCGCUUGCUUUUAACCCAUGGCGCUGGAAGGAUCUCGAUUCGUACACGGUGGCUAAGAAUUUUACGCCGUUUGGAGGAGGAUCGAGACAAUGUGCAGGGGCAGAGUAUUCUAAAGUGGUGCUUGCCACCUUUCUUCAUGUUGUGGUCUCCAAAUACAGGUGGACAAUAAUCAAGGGAGGACGAAUUGCUCGACGGCCUCUGAUAGCAUUUGGAGAUGGCAUCCACAUUCGAUUCUCACAAAAGUGAUACGAAGAGGCAUGCAGGCAGCCGCAGGCGUCUCAAUCGAUCCAAUGCGUAUUACAACAAUAUUAUAUUUUAAUUUUCCUACAACGAAUCCAUCCAUGUUGAUGUAAGUAGCGAGUACGUACAAUAUGGAUGCAGAGUAGUAAAUAAAUUAGACCAAAAGGGAUUGUUCUUGGCUGGUUUGGUUGAUGUUUGCAAUAGUAUGUCCUUAACGCUCUGUGUAUAUAAUAUGACAGUUGAAAUGUCAAUAAAUAAAUAAAUGAAAUAUUCUAAUAAAUAUGUGUUUGGUAACACAUUGAUCACCACUUCAUUACUAGAUUUCAAAGUGAGAGGUCGAGUGAAGUAAGAUGAUUUGUAACUUAGUUAUUUCAAAGCAUUUUCUU